AUGCCGGAUAAGGUAGCGCCGGCGGAAAAGUUGGUGCUGUCGCAGUCCAAAGCUGCGAGAUCUAACAGCGACGAGGGUAUCAAAUUGAAAAAGGAGUUGGGUUUGUGGAACGGCGUGGCGAUCAUCGUCGGUAUCAUCGUCGGCGCCGGUAUCUUCGUGUCGCCCAAAGGCGUGCUUAGGAACAGUGGUAGCGUCGGCCAGGCUCUCAUUGUCUGGAUUUUCUCCGGGAUCCUGUCGCUUAUCGGAGCGCUAUGUUACGCCGAGCUCGGUACGAUGAUCCCCAAAUCCGGCGGCGAUUAUGCAUAUAUUAGCGAUGCCUUCGGACCUCUGCCAGCAUUCCUCUACCUUUGGGUUGCCUUAUUCAUCUUGGUACCAACAGGAAACGCAAUCACGGCCCUUACGUUUGCACAAUACAUACUGCAACCUGUAUGGCCUGGAUGCGAGCCGCCGUAUGCAGCGAUUCGACUACUCGCUGCUGUAAUCACAUGUCUGUUAACCGUCAUUAACUGCUAUAAUGUUAAAUGGGCAACUAGAGUGCAGGACAUCUUUACUGGCACCAAAAUCUUCGCUCUAAUAAUCAUUAUGGUAGCCGGUGUCUGGUGGCUCUGCAUGGGCCACACGGAAAACUUCCAAUAUCCGAUGUCUGGCACUAAUACUCAACCAGGUUAUAUCGCUUUGGCAGUUUAUUCCGGAUUAUUCUCCUAUUCAGGCUGGAAUUAUCUCAACUUCGUGACGGAGGAGCUAAAAGAUCCCUAUAAGAAUCUUCCGAAAGCGAUCUGUAUAUCACUACCAUUGGUGACAGUGAUUUAUGUUUUCGCGAACAUCGCCUAUUUCGUUGUACUCACACAGGAUGAAAUACUCGCAUCGAAUGCUGUAGCUGUUACCUUUGGCGAUAAACUACUGGGCGUUAUGUCAUGGAUCAUGCCGUUCUUUGUGGCAUGCUCGACUUUUGGAGCACUGAAUGGCGCGAUCUUCGCGUCGUCCAGGUUAUUCUUUGUCGGUGCCCGAAACGGACACCUCCCCACUGCCAUUGCUUUCAUUAAUGUUCGCAAUUUAACACCGAUGCCAUCCCUCAUCUUCCUCUGCAUUAUCACCCUGAUACUCCUCAUCAUAGAGGAUGUCUACGUACUAAUAAAUUAUGUCAGCUUCGUUGAGGCUCUAUUUACCACACUGUCCGUGUCUGGUCUAUUGUGGUUACGUUACAAAAAGCCCGAACUCCAUCGUCCGAUAAAGGUUUCUAUCAUUUUGCCAAUCAUUUUCUUCAUAAUCUGCGCAUUCUUGGUCACCUUACCAUGCUACGUCUCGCCAUGGGAAGUAGGCGUGGGUAUAAUCAUAAUCCUUUCUGGCAUUCCUGUGUACUGUAUAUUCAUCGAUUGGAAAACUAAGCCCGCCUGGCUCAUCAAUGCAUCCCAUAAAUUCAAUAUAGCAUGCGCAAAACUAUUCAUGUGCGUACAAGAAGAUAAGACGGAGUGAAUGCUCAAAACUCGCGCGCGCACGCGCGCGUACACACACACACAUAAUCUUUACGACAAACUCCGAACUGAGACAUUCGAAUUUAAGAGUGCAUUCCGCACGUGCCGUACUUUUUCUUAGAUAGAUAGAAUAUAUGUAUA
This is a messenger RNA of Cyphomyrmex costatus, 1613 nucleotides long. It is a transcript of the gene mnd, whose product is annotated as L-type amino acid transporter minidiscs. The record is from RefSeq and is a predicted model, not a curated record. The transcript has 8 exons. Gene Ontology annotation, biological process: amino acid transmembrane transport. Lineage: Eukaryota; Metazoa; Arthropoda; Insecta; Hymenoptera; Formicidae. Bases 1 to 1473 code for a protein of 490 amino acids. Gene Ontology annotation, cellular component: membrane. Gene Ontology annotation, molecular function: L-amino acid transmembrane transporter activity.